AUGGCACCACCAGAGGCACGUAUCAUUGCGUCUGAGCACCCCGACAAAGUUCGUAUGCUCGUACUAGAGACGGAUGAUCCGCAUCCUGAUACUCAGGAAGAAAAAGGGUCGUUUGGUGAAGUGUUGAACGAUCUAUUGGUAGAAGCAGGGGAGCAGCAUGACCCAAAACUUGCUAUUGAGACAAUCAUACACUACGCAGUCGAGCCACGAGGCGGGAGGAUACCGGAGCCUCCGGAAAUCACCGAUGACAUCCAUGCCAUUCUGAUCACAGGAAGUGUAUAUGAUGCUCAUAGCGAUGAGGCGUGGGUGUUGAAGCUUCUUAAUCUGAUCAAGCACCUGUGGGUACAUCGACCGGACAUUAAGUUUACUGGAAUCUGUUUUGGCCAUCAAAUACUAUGCCGCGCCCUAGGAUCCACAGUCGAACCGGAAGAAAAUGGCAAAUGGGAACUUGCGCAUACUCACAUUGAACUCAGCGACGUCGGACGCUGGCUGUUCAGACUUGACUCAUCAGAAAAGCACAUCCAUUUGCAUCAGAUGCAUAUCGAUCUGGUGGUGGAUCCACCAUCAGCUUCCAAAACCGAUCUGCUAGAUCCGAGCACCGAAGUGCACGUCUGGGGCACAUCGGAUCACACUGGCGUGCAAGGAGUAUAUAUUCCCACGAGGCUGUUCACCACCCAAGGCCAUAUGGAAUUCGAUGACAAGAUGGUCAAAAGACAGCUCGAGAUGCGGGUGCAGAGCGGCGCGGUGGAGAGCAACGUUGCUGAAAAAGCAGCAGAGAGGGCGGAAUGGCAGCACGACGGGCUUCUAGUGGCGAAGGCGGUUCUGAGGUUCUUCCAUGGAGACGACGAUAAAGCGCCGUGA
Molecule: messenger RNA, 861 nt
Organism: Paraphaeosphaeria sporulosa
Lineage: Eukaryota; Fungi; Ascomycota; Dothideomycetes; Pleosporales; Didymosphaeriaceae
Product: class I glutamine amidotransferase-like protein
Exons: 3
Coding region: 1-861 (286 amino acids)
Cellular component (GO): nucleus; cytosol
Source: RefSeq, a predicted model, not a curated record